Molecule: messenger RNA, 677 nt
Organism: Bicyclus anynana (squinting bush brown)
Lineage: Eukaryota; Metazoa; Arthropoda; Insecta; Lepidoptera; Nymphalidae
Product: calexcitin-2-like
Exons: 1
Coding region: 1-549 (182 amino acids)
Molecular function (GO): calcium ion binding
Source: RefSeq, a predicted model, not a curated record
AUGGUGUCCGAUUUCAAGAGAAAGAAACUUAUGUUUCUAUUCAAAAUCUUCUUCGAUUCCGACGGCAAUGGGAGUAUCACGAAGAAAGAUUUCGAGCUGUCGAUAGAGAGACUCGCGAAGGCGAAAGGAUGGGAGCCUGGGGAUGAGAAAUACAAGAUAGCUGAAAAGACCAUGCUCGAAAUUUGGGAGGGAAUGCUUUACAAGGCCGACGUGAACAAGGACGGUGAGAUUUCCGCUGACGAAUGGGUAGCGUUAUGGGAAGAGAGCAGCAAGGACUCUCCUUUCGACUGGCAAGCUUACUACGCCAAGUCGAUCUUCCACCUCCAAGAUUCGAGCAACGAUGGGGCGAUCGACAAAGAAGAGUUCGUAUCCGUCCACGGGUCUUUCGGUCUCCCCAAAGAUCAGACGAGCGAAGCUUUCGACAAACUAGCCUGCGGUAAGGACAAAGUAUCCUGGGAAGACUUCCAACAGCGCUGGGAGGAGUUCUUCACCUCCGAGAACGCUGAUGCUCCAGGAAACUACAUCUUUGGCAACUUGACUUUCGAAUGAGUACUGUAAAUUGUGUGUGUUGAUUAUGAGUUAUGAAUGUUCUAUUUAUAUUUGGUUAUAAUUUUGAUUAAAUAUGUUUUUUUAAUAAUUCAGUUGGUUACAUCAAUUUGUCGCAUUUCUUAUCACUA